This is a messenger RNA of Acanthopagrus latus (yellowfin seabream), 3544 nucleotides long. It is a transcript of the gene cradd, whose product is annotated as CASP2 and RIPK1 domain containing adaptor with death domain. Gene Ontology annotation, molecular function: death domain binding; protease binding. NCBI's taxonomy places the organism in Eukaryota, Metazoa, Chordata, Actinopteri, Spariformes, Sparidae. The coding region runs from base 1100 to 1783 and encodes 227 amino acids. Gene Ontology annotation, cellular component: CBM complex. Gene Ontology annotation, biological process: signal transduction; regulation of apoptotic process. The record is from RefSeq and is a predicted model, not a curated record. The transcript has 2 exons.
UUUUGAAAAGAAGAGAAAUCAAGAAUGGGAAGAGGAAGAAAUGAACUCCUUUCACAAAUCUUCAAAUUUAAGGUUUGAUCACUUGUCAGGAAAAAGGAUUUAUGUCCUUAAUAUGGAAGCAAGAAGCUGUAAACACAAAACCUGUUUUAUCUUGUAAGUAGCUGAAUAUUAGUCGGUUAUUAUUUUAUAUAUUAAGCUCAUUUAAGUCUAAUUAGUACUGUUCGGUACAACAUGUCUACUGUAUGGAAACCACUGUCUUCGGCAGAUAUACUGAAAAAAUAUUACUGACAUUCUUUCAAAAACGUCUUCUUUGCGUUAGCCUGUAGCUAACGUUACCGCCCCGCAGUGUCGUGAGGCGAACAGGUCGAAACAUCGAGACUUUCCCUGUCAGCACCGGAGCUCAUUUAUUAACUGAAUGUAAAAAUGAAUAUGAUUCUCUGAUGAUUUUGAAUAUGUAAUAUAAACUGUCAUAAAGUCGAUUAAACUGAGUCUGGCCCAAGACGAUCCGUUGUAGACUAUUCAACCGAACUUCAUUAAAAAAUGUUCCAGUUAUAGAUUUGGUCUUUUGUUGUUCAUUAUUAACAACUGACAGAACAUCGCAUAUAAACGUAUCGGAUGAAUUGGAUUAUUCUUUCACAUUCGGAGUCUGACUGAUCUCCUACACACUUUUCAUUUUAGCAUUAGCUUCGUUUAAGUAUUAGCUUACGCUGUUUGCUAGCUACUGUCCACGGCUGUUGAAACAAGCGUUGGGGCGAAACGUUGAGGUUUCCUUAAAUGUUAAUGAUACCUGGUGUAUCACAUAUAUGCCGAAUUGAAGACCUGUUCGUAAUUAUUCACAACCUGUAAACGUGUUACCAAUUAUUGAAGAUUUUUAUGCAAUUAGAAGAUUUCAAGCCGGGAAAACGUUCAAGAUAAACUGAGCUGUUAACACUGGCGAAACCUUUGUUCCGCUCGUAUGUUUCGAGUCGGACACAAUAACAUUGAACACAUGUAGUUGUGCGGACCGGAACCGUGUCACAGUUUUCAUGACGGGUCAUCAUGGUAGUUCAUAACAACACAACUUUAUAACUGAUAGAAGCAGGAGCGGCUGUUUUCCUCUAUGGACCCGGCACACAGAGCUCUGCUGCGGGCACACAGGCUGGAACUGUCCGGGCAGCUGCUGGUCAGCGACACUAUCGUUCCGCUCCUGUACCAGGACGACAUUUUGACGGAGGCUCAGGUGGAACAUAUCGAGUCUCAGCCGACAAACAGACAGAAGACCCUGAAGCUGCUGGACCUCCUGCCGAGCCGCGGGCCCCGGGCCUUCCACGCCUUCCUGCGGUCUCUAGACGACUUCAGCUGGGUCCGAGACAAGCUGCUGCUGGAGCUCCAGACACGACCAGGACCUGGACCCGGACCUGAACCUGGACUUGCACCUGGACCUGGACUCGGCUCCACAGACGUUUGCCGUCUUCCUGACUCGGUUCUCCAGAAGGUUCCUUCAGACCAGGAGCUGUCCCGCCUGGCGUCUCGGCUUGGUGCUGAAUGGGAGUCGGUCCUGAUGGAUCUGGGUCUGUCCGCCGAGGCCGUGUUCCGUUGCCGGUCCGAUCACUCCCUCAGUAUUCAGGCGGCAGUUCUGGCCGGUCUGGUUCAGUGGAGACGACGUGACGGCAGGAAGGCGACGGUCCAGAGACUCGUUCAGAGUCUGAAGGCUGCUGACGUCCAUCCGUCUGUUCUGGAGGACGUUCUGAUGGGACCGACCCGAGAAACUUUAAUCUCAAGUCCUCCUGAGAAACUGCUCUGACUCUGGACGCAGUACUUAGUGGACAUAGACAGAUUCGACCUCAGAGACGGAACUGAGAAACGUCUGAGACCAGCUGGAGAACAUGAAGAGACAGAGACCAGAACCAGAGAGACGACUGGACUGUGUUGGUGUUCUGACGGACUCAGGACUGACACUGACGUCACAGAGUCGUCUGCUGAUGUCUCGUCUCUUCAUCAAUGAACUGUCCACUUUCACAGAUGAAGGAUCCAGAUCAGAACCGAGGUCAUGAACACGAGACGAACAGUAAACUGAAAACAAUCCGAGAUUUAAACUCUGAAACUUUUAUUGAAAUUCUUCAUUUAAGGGUCAAAAAAUCUGAAUUAAUCAAAUAAAAUCUUUCAUGGAAGAACAAAAACCAGAAGACUGUGAAAGUCUGAACUGCUGCUGAGAGAGAGUACAUGAUUGUACUCUCGAGAAUGGCUCGCUCGCUCGCUCGCUCACUGCACUUCAUUAAUUCCUCAACAGCCUGCAGAGCUCCAGUUCCUGCUGAGAAUCAACUUUCUGUCUGUGGGGUUUUAAGGUGGACUCACGAGAUGAUCGUUCUCUUCAUGUAGACUUGAUAAACACACGUGCGGUUCUCCUGGAGAACGUCAGAACAGUUCUUCAAACACAAACAGGAACUGCAGACGAGAGAGGAAAUAUUAAAAAGUGUUAUUGUGAAUAAUUUAAAAAGGCAGCGUGUCUGCAGACAGUUAACUGCACACACACAGACACACACACACACACACUGGUGACGACUCAGCCUUCAUUAAAAAGAAAUAAAUCUACAUUUAUAGAAACAUUAACAACCUCCUGGUCAUUUUGACUUUUAGUCCCAUGAUGUAACUGUGACUUCAUAUAAUAAGUUAACAUGAGCAUUUAUUUCUUCAUGCUCAGUUUUUGAUUGUUUAAUUGGCAGAACCGGGCUUCUGGACCUCGUAACAAGAUGUGUUGGACCGGACUGAAUGUGUUGUGCAGCUGGUGUCUCUGGUGUUCUGAGGAGCGAGCGUGACUGCAGCAGCAGCAGCUCCUCAUGUGAGUUUCUGAGAAAGCAGCGAACACUGAGCUUUAUAUCCUCGCUGCUUCCAGGAAACAAGCAGAGGGAGGGACGCUGCCACAACACUCCCGUAUUGUUUGACCCGCACGGCAGCUCGUCGCCUCCCACAGUCCAACCUGAGCGUUCCUGCAGCCUGAGGUCAGAGCAGCUGCAGCUCCGGUGUCACAGUCACAGUACUCAGUUACAGGAAGACGUCUGAAGUACUCGAGUAUCGUCAUCUUCACACUUUGACCCACAGUGGGGGGUCGGGCCCCUGCACAGGGUCAGAGGGGUCAUCUGACCGACUCAGCAGCUUCCGGUUGUCUGUCUGUGUUUGACAGAACCACCUCAGCAGCGCCCUCCGGUGGCUGGAGAGCAGAAACAUCAGCUUUAAUAUAAUAGGUGAGACUCAACGGUCAGAGUUUGGUUUGAUGCAAGAAGUUUGUCUCAGUUCUGAUCCUUCACAUGUUGGCAUGAUGAAGACGAGGCUUCGUCCUGCUGCCAGACAAUCUGAAGAGAACGCUUCUUAUUUCAAACUGAUCUGCAGUCAAGCACAGGCUGCAUCUUUGUUUCAGUAAACAAGAAGAAGAACAAAAGACUGACCUCUAUGUCGUUACUGAACCAGUAACACAGCAGCACCAGACUCCCUUAACAAAUGUGUCAGAUUAGUGAGUUGUUGAGUUGGAGACACUUUAUAAACUCUGUGAAAUAAAGUAGAAAGAGUA